Messenger RNA from Pseudonaja textilis, 2722 nucleotides. Lineage: Eukaryota; Metazoa; Chordata; Lepidosauria; Squamata; Elapidae. The record is from RefSeq and is a predicted model, not a curated record.
CAACCUCAGCCCUCAUUCCGGCAGUUAUCAUGCAACAUACAGUUCAGGUGUGGUUUGGAGAUGAUUUACCUGUCAGUCCACGCAGUCCACUGACUCCAAGGCAUGGCCCUGGCCUGGCUGAUGUGUUACUAUAUGACCAAUGGAUAUCUGUCCGACAUGAAGCAACUUUGAUUCCUAUGCAAGAGGAUCUGGCUAUCUGGCUAUCUGGCUUAUUAGGUAUUGAACUAAAAGCAGAGCAUUUAUUGGAAGAACUUGAUAACGGGGUACUGCUAUGCAUUUUGAUUGGAGUUAUUCAAAGCAUUGUUAAAAGUAACUCAAAUGAUUUAAAAAAUUUCCCUCUGAGAAAAGUCCCCUGUAAAAAAGAUGCUCCAUCAGGAUCUUUCUUUGCCAGAGAUAACACAGCGAACUUUCUGAAUUGGUGUAGGUGCAUUGGAGUGGAUGAGACUUAUCUUUUUGAAUCUGAAGGCUUAGUGCUGCAUAAAAACCCAAGACAAGUGUACCUUUGCUUACUGGAAAUUGGUCGGAUUGUAUCAAGACAUGGAGUGGAACCACCAGUAUUAGUAAAGUUAGAGAAGGAAAUUGAAUUGGAAGAAACUUUGUUGAUGUCCUCUGAUAGUAUAGCCCCUAUAGUUUCCUACAAAUCGUGCUGUCAGCAUGGAGAAUUACAUGAAGCAGUUAAGCAUAUUGCUGAAGAUCCUCCUUGUAGCUGCUCUCAUAGAUUUUCAAUUGAGUAUUUGUCUGAAGGGCGCUAUAGAUUGGGAGACAAAAUUCUGUUCAUUCGAAUGUUACAUGGCAAACAUGUGAUGGUACGUGUUGGUGGAGGAUGGGAUACUCUUCAAGGUUUUCUUCUCAAAUAUGAUCCUUGUCGAAUGCUUCAGUUUGCAACGUUGGAACAAAAGAUUUUGUCAUUUCAAAAAGGUGCAUCUGGUGAUACGGUUUCUGAUUCAUCUGCUAAACCCCCACAGCCUCCACCCAUGAAUCCCAUCUCUGCCAUUGAUGCAUACCAUAAACAAAGUUCAAAGCUCUCUACUAUGGUUUCUGUUUCAAAAAACCCUCGUGUAGGUAAUAGGAAACAGGAAGGGUGUAAGUUGUCCCAACCAACAGUUCUUUCUUCUUCAGAAGCAGCAAAGCAUUUGUUACCUACAGACCAGUUGACAAGAAACCAGACCAAAUUAAAAGAUUCAUCCGUAAAUAAUGUUCAGCCAUUUUCCAAAGCAUCAAAACCCGUUUCAAAAAAGCCAGCACCACCUCACAACCCUACAUCUGUUUCAAAAUAUAGACAAACUGUAAGUAAGUGCUCAUCAUCAGCUCAGGGAAGAACUGCUUUAACACCAUCAGCAUCUCUUCAGAAAUGUGCUGCAUCAUCUUUCAAGUCUGCAUGUUCCCAAAACUCUCCAACUGUACAACAUUCUACUCUAAGUUGUUCAAACAAUAAACUUUCCAGGUUGCCUGAAACAGCUACAAGGGUAGGCUCCCUAGAAGAACAUCAUUCUCCUAAUAAUGCAGCUGGGCUCAAAAAUGUAGCCAAAUGUAAGCCUCUUUCAAAAACCUCAGCAAAAUCGGCAAAGACAAUUAAUAGAAAUUUACAUGUGUCUAAGCCAUCUUCCCCUCAAACAUCUUCUACAAUGCCUACAAAAAUAAUUUCCCAAAAUAGUAGUCAAACAUUACCCACACAGUUUUACUCACACAGAGGGAAAUUGGAAACUAAACAAACCAAACAGAAAACUGCUCUUAGCCCCAAAAGUUCGAAUUCUUCUCUUACAAAUGAUAAAACAACUGAGCAGACAUCUACAUUAGAUGUAAAGAGUAAAAAUUCAUUUUCAUCUGUUAAUAAUAAUUCUUCAGCCAAGAAGAGACCAGUUCAAAAUAGCAGGAUGAAAAUACAGGUAACAACUGAUGCAACAACACAUUCUGAUCGUAUGCCAUUAUCUAUUGUGCGUCUUCCUCAAACCUCGACCAUAAGGAAAAAGACAGUCAAAAGUCAGGCACAGGUCAAAGUCUCCCAGAAGAAUGAUAAAGGCCUGGAUUCAACCACUAAGGAUCCCAUUUUAAAAGGAAAAGCUACAACUGUUCCAACUAAAGGGACACAGAUUAGGUUAAACGGUUCCACAGUAAAGUCAAAACAGGAUGAUGAUUACUUUGUUGUGACAGGGAAUAAGAAACUCAGAAAGUAAAGUACCCAGAAUUUUCAAAAGGCCACCUUAUGCUUGGGACCUUAACAUUAAAUAACAAUACAAUAAUUUGAAUGCUAAUUGUCUUGGAACAGGAAAGUUUAAAAUGUUUCCUAGUCCCCAUAAGUGCAAUAGUUGACUGAUUACAAAUAGGCACUUUAUCACAAUCUGAAUUAUAAAUAUUUUGAGAUCUAUUUCUCACAUUGAUAUUAAGAUGGUAAGGCUGCUCCCAAUAGGUCAUUUAUUGCUCAGUUUUAUGUGGCAAAUAUCUCUUAAUGAAUUGUAAGGUGGUGUUUACCAUCUCCAAGGAAAAAUACUGCAUAGUAAAUUGGCUGUAUUAUUAGUUACAUCUCCCAGAAAAAAAUGAUAUCUUCAGAUAAUAUAGUUGUUGACUCUACCAUGAAUAUUGUUUUUUGGUAAGGGCUUUGGUCAAACAUGAGAAUUGGUGUUUACUACUGUUAUAUGUGCAUACUACUAAGUAGAAAAGCAACUGUCAAAUAGCCUUGAGUUAAGAAUAACUCCAAAUAUCUAUAAUGCUAAAUUUUAUUUAA